This is a messenger RNA of Fusarium redolens, 1054 nucleotides long. RefSeq lists its product as uncharacterized. Gene Ontology annotation, cellular component: endoplasmic reticulum. The transcript is spliced from 2 exons. Lineage: Eukaryota; Fungi; Ascomycota; Sordariomycetes; Hypocreales; Nectriaceae. Gene Ontology annotation, biological process: peptidyl-proline hydroxylation to 4-hydroxy-L-proline. The coding region runs from base 141 to 965 and encodes 274 amino acids. Gene Ontology annotation, molecular function: iron ion binding; L-ascorbic acid binding; procollagen-proline 4-dioxygenase activity. The record is from RefSeq and is a predicted model, not a curated record.
CAGACAUUAGUGACCCCGUCUUAUCCGAAGCUUCAACCCUUGUAGUUUUACUCCACUCAUCAUGAGCUCAAUUGUCCCCUUUCAACUCUCAUCCUCCUCCAAACUAUCAGCCACCGACUGCUCAUGAGUUGCUCUCAACCAUGUUUCAAUACGUGAUUGGCCUUUUGGCUAUUCUUCUCGUGUUCUCAAAUCCCAUCAGCGACUUCUUGUAUCCAGACCGGGCCACCCGCAUCAACGAUGUCUCACCGCGCCCCAAGUUCAAUGAGUCGCUCCUAGCUAUUGAUCCGCCCAAUGCGACAGCGCCUGAAUGUGCUCCAGAUGGUUAUGUUGCUAGAAUUUUGAGCAGAGAGCCACUGAUCAUUUAUCUUGAGAAUUUCUUGAAUGAGGAAGAGAGGAAGCACUUGCUUGAUAUAAGUGAACCGAUCUUUGUACCUUCAACCAUAACCAACAAUGGCGAGGCUACUCAUCGCGACUCUUCAGUUCGUGACUCUCACGUUGCGCUCAUUCCCAGAACCGACCCUAUCCGCUGCAUAGAGUCUCGCGCCCGCGCUCUUCAAGGCUGGCGUCCAGACCUCUGGAUCGAGCGCAUGAGAACUCAACGGUACGGUCCAGGUGGUCACUACAACCAUCACUUCGAUUGGAGCUCCAACACGCGUGGAUGGGGCCGUGUGAGUAGUCUUAUGGCGUGGGUGGAGGGUUCUGAUAGUCUCAAAGGCGGUGGCACUGAGUUUCCCCUUAUCAAGAGACCAGCAGAGAAAGAAUGGUGUCGGUUCAUUGAGUGUGCUGAGGAGAAGCAAGAAGAUGUGGGUGAGGGGGUGACCUUCAAGGUUGUACCGGGGAAUGCAGUUUACUGGGAGAACUUUGCGGCGGAUGGCAGAGGAUACGAAGAGACGUGGCAUGCUGGGUUGCCCGUUCAAGAGGGAACCAAGACUGGGUUGAACAUUUGGAGUUUUGGACGAAUUUGAGGUUGCUCAACAGCUAUAAAAUGAGUGACGGGCUUAGAUAUUAGAGCCACCAACUAUGCAUAAGAAUAGAAACAUAAUAAGAUCGAUAC